Heteronotia binoei (common prickly gecko) is the source of this 1495-nucleotide messenger RNA. It is a transcript of the gene QNG1, whose product is annotated as Q-nucleotide N-glycosylase 1. The record is from RefSeq and is a predicted model, not a curated record. The transcript is spliced from 4 exons. Lineage: Eukaryota; Metazoa; Chordata; Lepidosauria; Squamata; Gekkonidae. The coding region runs from base 3 to 1034 and encodes 343 amino acids.
GGAUGAACAUGGAAGCAUUUCUGAACCCUAAAGAUUCUGCCAAGUUUAUAAUGCAGAACAGCCAAGAUGUAUAUGUGGAAGAAGAUGGUGUGCGGAAAGUUGCUGAAAUGUUGUUUGAUAAAGUCUUAGAAAAGGACUUCAGUAUUGCUGGAUGGAAGUCUUCUCAUGAACUGAAUCCUCAAGUAGUGAGUGAAGAUGCAGUGAACUGGGUUUUCCUUGUAGAUGCACUCAAUUUUUCCUUUUGGUCUGAGUGUGAAGACCAUAAAUGUCUGGUGAAGUAUAAGGGCAAAAUGUACAGUGGUUACUGGUCUCUUUGUGCUGCUGUCAACCGAGCACUUGAUGAAGGAAUACCCAUUACUAGUGCUUCAUAUUAUGCUACCAUGACAUUGGAGCAGGUGAGGCAUGCAUUUCGCUCAGACACAGAUGUCCCCAUGCCUUUGCUUGAGGAAAGGCAUCGUGUGCUUAAUGAAACUGGGACAGUUCUUCUGGAGAAAUUUGGAGGCUCUUUCCUCACAUGUGUUAAACAAAGUGGAAAAAGUGCUAAAAAAUUGCUACAGCUUAUUGUGGAAAAUUUCCCAUCAUUUAGGGAUGAGGCUACUUUUCAGGGUAAGAAGGUGGCUUUUUACAAACGGGCGCAGAUCCUUGUUGCUGACACAUGGAGUGUAUUGGAGGGAAAAGGCGAUGGAUGCUUCAGUGACAUUUCCAGUGUAACCAUAUUUGCUGAUUAUAGGAUACCUCAAGUUCUAGUUCAUCUAGGAGCCAUGAAAUAUUCUGAUGACCUAAUGAAAAAACUCAAGGAAGGGCACAUGUUUCAGUCUGGAGACAAACAAGAAGUGGAAAUUCGGGGUUGUUCUAUUUGGUGCUGUGAACUCAUUUGCAAUCACUUACUGGACCUUUAUAAAAAGAAAGGCAAGAACAUGAGUGAAAAAAUCAAUGCAGUUCUCCUUGAUUAUUAUCUGUGGGACUAUGCUCGGGAUCAUAGGGAAGACAUGAAAGGAAUUCCUUUUCACUGUGUACGUUGCAUAUACUAUUAAUAUACUUUGAAGAAUACAAAAAUACAGUUUCAAAAUUAUAGAUACUUUUUUCUGUAUACAUGCUUUGAUUUAGAUUCUGGCUUCUGAUCUUGGAUUGUAAUAAACCUUGAUUGAUUGCAUACACAUUUGAAACUUGCAAACUUUUAGCUGGGAGAAUUCCCAUGUUUUCCCCUCUCCCCUCAUUCUGGACUUUUAUUAGCUAUUGUAGUGUAAACAUGUCCUGUCCACUGUAUCACAGGAAAGGAAUUUUAAUUUUCCAUACUGAUUGUUUGCUUCUUUGAUUACUUUGUUUCAGCCUGUAUUAUUUCUAUAGUUACUAUGCUAAAGUUGCUGUUUGCAUUCAGACAAGAUUGUUUCAGUAAAGAGAUGGUGUGAAAUAAUACAAUCAAUAUUUCUUAAUUGUGUCUUUUCAUAAGGUGAGUUUCAUCUGAAGUCACAAACAGUAAAUGUUUCCUAAUUAA